Wallemia mellicola CBS 633.66 is the source of this 1552-nucleotide messenger RNA. RefSeq lists its product as hypothetical. The coding region runs from base 281 to 1447 and encodes 388 amino acids. Lineage: Eukaryota; Fungi; Basidiomycota; Wallemiomycetes; Wallemiales; Wallemiaceae. The transcript is spliced from 3 exons. The record is from RefSeq and is a predicted model, not a curated record.
CGAAAAUAGUAAAUAGGAGGAUGAUAAUAUUAUAUAAUAUUUAUCAUCUAUAGAUGCUAGGGUGUAUUCUAUAAUUAGUUCUUUACAUUCCUCGCGUUUGAUCUUCAUAUGGUCACAUACCUACGCAGAUUGGAAUGGCAAUGCGGCGCAUUCAGCACGGGCAUGGCUGCAUUGUUCUAAGCUUAGACAUUCGUCAACUGAGGAAUGGGGACAUCCUCAACUAUUUAAGCUGCUCUUUUCCUAUCAUUUAUAUCAACAACAUCAACAACAACUCCUCUCAAUGAAAUUAAACACUCUCGCCCUUAUCGCUCUCGUUGCCGCUGUCUCUGCUGCACCAGCGAAUGACCACACUAACAAGGGUGCCAAUACCAAGAACACAUCUGUCUCAGGCAAAGAUGGAAACUACCAAGUUAAUACCAAGAAUGCAAGUGCUAGCGCAGGUGAAACCAAGCAUGAUGAUAAAGGCAGCAAGCUUUUUAGACGUUUCGGACAUGGCCACGAAGAACAUGGCCAUGGACACAGAGUUCGUCAAGAAUGGGGAAACGAACUUAAUGACGAGAGAGCACAUAAGGAGCACAAACAUGGCCACAAGCAUGGCAAAGAGCACAAGCGUCAAGAGGAUGAGGAGAAGAAACAUGCAGUUGUUGGUAAGAAGAAGGAGGAAGAGGACCACCAACACCAUGAGAGAGGUUUUGAGCACGGUCAUGGCCAUCAUGAGCAUGGCCAUGGUCCAAGAGGCUUUGAACAUGGUCACGGUCACGAACAUGGACACGAACACGGCCCAAGAGGAUUCAAGGGUGAACACCACGAACACGGUCACGAGCAUGGUCCAAGAGGAUUCAAGGGUGAGCACCACGGUCACCACGAACAUGGCCACGGUCCUAGAGGUUUAGAACAUGGUCACGGCCACGAACAUGGCCACGAACACGGUCCAAGAGGUUUCGAAGGUGAACACCAUGGUCACCGUGAACACAAUGAUCAUCACGGCCACCACAAACGUCAAGAAGAUGAAGAAGAGAAGAAGCACGCUGUAGUUGGUAAGAAGAAGGAGGAAGAGGACCACCAACACCAUGAGAGAGGUUUCGAACACGGUCAUGGUCACCACGAACAUGGCCACGGUCCAAGGGGCUUCGAAGGUGAACAUGGUCACGGUCACCACGAACAUGGCCACGAGCAUGGUCCAAGAGGAUUCAAGGGUGAGCACCACGGUCACCACGAGCAUGGCCAUGGCCCAAGAGGUUUAGAACAUGGUCACGGUCACGAAAAUGGCCACGAGCACGGCCCAAGAGGAUUCAAGGGUGAGCACCACGAGCACGGUCAUGAACAUGGUCCAAGAGGCUUUGAACACGGCCAUGGUCACCACGAACACGACCACGAGCACGGUCCAAGAGGAUUCAAGGGUGAGCACCACGGUCACCACGACCACCAUGGCGAGCACCACAUCUAAAAAGAUCAUGUACUGCCCAUAAUCUGGAAAAUCUAAACUAACAAUUUCUGCUUUUGUAUCUCGCUUUUAAUAAGUAUAUUAAAUUAUGGACAAUUCAUACUUUUU